AUGGCGGGAGGUCCGCACGAACGGUGGAGCAAUCAGCUCGAAUAUCUGUUGUCAUGCCUUGGUUACGCUGUUGGUAUAGGAAAUCUUUGGAGAUUUCCAUACCUGUGUUAUAGAAAUGGCGGAGGCGCAUUUCUAAUUCCAUACUUCUUGACAUUAUUUAUAUGUGGAAUACCGCUAGUUUAUUUGGAAACCACAUUAGGCCAAUUUGCUAGUGCAGGAAGUAUUUCUAUUUUCAACAUAAAUCCAUUAUUCAAAGGCGCUGGCUAUGCUGCUGUUAUUCUAAAUGUAAUAGCAAUAAUAUACUUUUCUUCUAUUAUGUCGUAUCCUGUCCUAUACAUAUAUCACUCGUUUAGUUCGCCUCUGCCAUGGCAAACUUGUGAAAAUUCAUGGAAUACAGAGAAGUGCACCGAGAUAUCAGGAAAUUCUAGUUUUUUUACUUCAAAUGGAACAAUUACGACGCCGGAAGAUGAAUUCUUUCAUAUUCGACUAUUACGAAUGUCGUCCGAUAUUAAUCAUAUCGGUGGAAUAGUGUGGCCUGUGUUUUGGUGUAAUGUUAUAUGUUGGCUGAUCGUUUACCUCUGCAUCUGUAAUGGUGUCAAGAGCGUCGGAAAGAUAGUGUACUUCACAGUUUCCUUCCCAUAUGUAGUUCUAUGUGCACUACUUAUACGUGGAUUAACGUUACCGGGCGCAUGGAAAGGCAUACUAUUCUACAUUUUACCAGAUUGGCAGCAGUUGAAGAACCCUAAGGUUUGGGCUGAUGCAGCAACUCAAAUAUUUUAUUCCCUUGGACCGGGAUGGGGAGGUCUCGUCAGCAUGGCCAGUUUUAACCAAUUCAAUUAUAACAAUAUGCGAUCCUCAAUAAUUAUACCACUUGUAAACAGCGGUACAAGUAUAUGGGCAGGAUUUGUGGUAUUUUCCGUGCUCGGUUUCGCGGCUGAUCGUGCUGGUGUACCAGUCGGUCAAGUGGCCACAGCGGGCCCUGGUUUAGCAUUUGUGACAUACCCAGCGGCUGUCACAAUGAUGCCAGCUCCUAACUUCUGGGCCGUGACAUUCUUUAUUAUGUUGUUCUUUCUCGGGAUAGAUUCCAUGUUUGUUACCAUAGAAGCAGUAAUUGCUGGAAUUUUGGAUGAGUUUCCAUAUUUACGAACACGUAAAAAACUUAUCACAUUCCUUACAUGCUUAGUACUCUUUAGUCUAUCGAUUAUAUGCAAUACUGAGGGGGGACUUCACAUCAUAGGGCUGUUAGAUUCACACGUCGCCAUUGCCUGUGUGCCUUUAGUAUGUAUGUUGGAGCUUAUUGGCGCUGUGUACACUUAUGGUCCUCAGAAAUUAGCCAGAGAUGUAUUAUUUAUGACUGGCGCGCCAUUACAUCGUCUUUGGAUAUUUAUGUGGAAAUUUCCUGUACCUAUUAUAUUGCUGAUAAUUAUGGUAUACUCAUUACGAGAGGUUACUAGUGUUGGUGGCUGGAUAGUUGCGUUGUCAUCAGUAAUUCUAAUACCCAUACACGCAAUUAAAACACUUUACAGAGUAAAAGGAAAUUUAAUCCAGCGUCUGCGAGUGAGUUGCCGUCCGACCAAUGAUUGGGGCCCAACCCAACCAGAUAUACGACAGAAAUGGAUCGCACAGGAAAAGGAUAUUCAUUCACUACCUGCCGUACAACUUGAUAAUGUAUCUAAUUUUAAAUAA
This is a messenger RNA of Achroia grisella, 1686 nucleotides long. RefSeq names its product sodium-dependent proline transporter-like. The record is from RefSeq and is a predicted model, not a curated record. Gene Ontology annotation, biological process: sodium ion transmembrane transport. Lineage: Eukaryota; Metazoa; Arthropoda; Insecta; Lepidoptera; Pyralidae. Gene Ontology annotation, cellular component: membrane. The transcript has 12 exons. Bases 1 to 1686 code for a protein of 561 amino acids. Gene Ontology annotation, molecular function: glycine transmembrane transporter activity.